Sceloporus undulatus (fence lizard) is the source of this 2348-nucleotide messenger RNA. RefSeq names its product glutathione S-transferase 3-like. The record is from RefSeq and is a predicted model, not a curated record. The transcript is spliced from 7 exons. Bases 162 to 851 code for a protein of 229 amino acids. Gene Ontology annotation, biological process: xenobiotic metabolic process; glutathione metabolic process. Gene Ontology annotation, molecular function: glutathione transferase activity. NCBI's taxonomy places the organism in Eukaryota, Metazoa, Chordata, Lepidosauria, Squamata, Phrynosomatidae.
CAAAGAGGCCUCUGUUGGAAAGAACUGGUCCAUAAGUCUGGAGGCUAAAAGUUCAUCCCUACAAACGAAUGGGGCAGAAACAUUAAAAACAUGUGUUAUGUUGCGGUUAACACUGUUGCGGCCGUGGAGAGAAGGGCACGAGACCAAGAAACUGUGAAAUCAUGGCUGAAAAGCCCAAGCUGUAUUACUUUGAUGGAAGAGGCAAGAUGGAGUCCAUACGAUGGCUGUUUGCAGCAGCUGGUGUGGAGUGUGAAGAGGAAUUUUUAGAGACAAGAGAACAAUAUGAGAAGCUGCUUCAAGAUGGAUCCCUCCUGUUCCAGCAAGUGCCCAUGGUGGAAAUGGAUGGGAUGAAGAUGGUGCAGACCCGAGCCAUUCUCAGCUACAUUGCAGGAAAAUACAACCUCUAUGGGAAGGACCUGAAGGAGAGAGCAUUAAUUGACACCUAUGUGGAAGGAACAACAGACCUAAUGGGGUUCAUUUUGUUGUUCCCUUUCUUAUCCCCUGAAGAUAAGGAGAAGCAACUUGCUGUAAUCGUUGAAAAAGCAACAAAACGAUACUUUCCUGUCUAUGAAAAGAUUCUGAAGGAUCAUGGACAAGAGUUCCUUGUUGGCAACCAGUUCAGCUGGGCAGAUGUACAACUGAUUGAAGCCAUUUUAAUGGUCGAGGAGAAGUCCUCCAGUGUUCUGGCUGAGUUCCCUCAGCUGCAGGCUUUUAAAGCAAGGAUCUGUAACAUUCCUACAAUUAAGAAGUUUCUGGAGCCGGGAAGCCUGAGGAAACCUGUUCCUGAUGACAAAUAUGUGGAGACUGUGAGAAGAGUUCUCCAGAUGUACUACAAUGUGAAAGCAACUUAGAGGAGUUAGUUGAAGUAGUUUGGUUGAGCACAUCAGAAUUAUAAGGACUCCUACUUAUUAAUAAUUAUUGCUGUGAAGGGCUCUUGUCAUAAAUCCCAUGCUGUUACAUUAGACUCCAGAGGUGCUAUGUGACAUUUACUAGGUGGUGAGUGGGCUGCUAAUUUAGGCUUCUGAUCAAGCUGCUAGUGGUAAUCUGUAAUACUAUAUAUACACACAGGCCUUAUUCCUAUUGUUUCAAGCCAAUGAAUCAAUGGGAACUUUGUAAAUCAAAGUUUAUGUAAGUUCCAUUGUUCCAAUGGAUCUAUUCUUAUUGGGAUUAAUAAAUGGACUUUGACUAAAGAGUUUAUUAUAUACUGAUUUUAAUUCAUAAGAAUCAUACUUUAAAACAGGGCUGGUGAGAAGGUAGAUCAGAGUAUGCUGGUAAUAGAUUGGCAAAAAUAUGACUUCCAAUUAUUUAACAGCAGGAGCAAUGGAUGACACAUACAGCCAUUUGUGCAAAGGACUAUGACUGUCAUUUAUUUUUGGUACCCAGAACAAAAUUCUCUCUCAUGAUUCUUCAAUAUCAAGCCUCUCUUGCUUCAGGAUCCUUUGGUUGAUAGAUCUUGAGAUUACAGUUGUUUGAUGUUGUUAUUUUCAAAGAAGAGUAGAUUUUGCAAAGAGAGCCACUGUGGUCUGUUCACUGCACAAGGGCUGUGGAAGAUCAGGGUUGGAAUCUUGACUCAUGUAUGGAAACCCACUGGGUGACCUUGAGCGAGUCACGGAAGAAGGCAAUGGUAAACCUCCUCUGAAUUAAUCUUGCCAAGAAAACCCCAUGAUAGAUUUGCCUUAAAGUCACAAUAAGUCAGAAAUGACUUGAAGAUGCACAACAACAAGGUGGUCUUGCAAGCUGGGCAUCUGCCCAUGCAUAUUUUAAAGCAUACUUUAUAUAUCUCAUUGACCAAAGCAGUAUCUUUCUUCAGCUGGGAGUUUAGAAAAGUUACUUUUAGGACUGCAAUUACCAGAAUCUCCUCCAGCUGGCAUGGGAGGUUCUGGGAGUUUGGGUUUUUAAGAAGUAAUUUUGCCUAACUCAUCAACUACUUAUCUAAAGUAUAUUAUUAGGUUAGAUGCUCAGACAACUCUUUUUCUAUCCAAUAAUAUUUUCUGCCAAUAGGAAAGGGCUUGUACUGUAGAACUGAGCCAAAGUAAGUCUAGGGUUGUGUUUCUCUUUCCAGCUUUUCUCUCAUUUCUGGUAUUUGUAAGCUCAGAUGACAAAAAAGGUAGGAAGGCAGAUAAAAGUGAUGCUUACUUACAAAUAAUUCCCUAUAAAAUCAAAAUAUGCUUAGGAGCUGGAUAUUAGGCUUCUGCAGCAUUUAUAUACAAAUAUAUUGUAACUGUUUACCAUAUUAAAUUUACAUGGGAUUUGUGAUGCUCAGUCAUGUAAUUAUUUCCAUGUACUCUCCUCUUGCUGUUUCCACAAACUGGAAAACUAAUAAACUGCUCUUAUUAUUUCACAGAGAA